GUCGCUUUGGCAGGGAUGGGGGCGGCCGCGGGUGCUGCCUGCGGCGGGGCUGGGCCCGCGGCCGGGACUGCAUUUCCCAGCGAGCCGCGCAGGGCGGGCCGGCGGCUGCGUGCGCAGGGCGGGCACCCAGCCCAGCCCAGCCCAGCCCCGCCGGCAGCCGUGCCCGGCGGCGAGCGCUGCCGUGCCGUGCUCCGAGCCGUGCCGUGCCGGGAGCCGUUGGCCGUGCCCGCAGCCCUGGCCAUGGGGCGCCCGGCAGGGCUCGGUGGCGCCGCGGCCGCCGCGCUCCUCCUGGCGCUGCUGCGCUGCGGCUCCGCCGCCUCCGUGGCGCGGCGCGACCGCCCGGCGGGGCGCAAUGACAGACCCAUCAUCGGGAUAUUGUCACAGGAAUGUCACUUUGAUGAGUACCAGCGAUUUGGAAGAUCUUAUAUUGCGGCUUCAUAUGUGAAAUUUGUGGAAUCUGCUGGUGCUCGAGCUGUGCCUAUAAGAUUGAACCUUACAGAUGAAGAGUACGAUAAAAUCUUCCACUCUAUUAAUGGGGUACUUCUUCCAGGAGGUGGUGUGGAUCUUAGGACUUCAGAGUAUUCAAGGGUUGCUAAGAUGUUUUACCACAAGGCCUUGGAGGCUAAUGAUAAAGGAGAUUAUUUCCCGAUAUGGGGAACAUGUCUUGGACAUGAAGAGCUUACAUAUCUCACAAGUGGUGAAAUUUUACUUGUUCACACCAAGACAAAUGGUUUUUCACUCCCUCUGAACUUUACCUCAGCUGCAAAAGACAGUAGAAUGUUCAGGAAUUUCCCUGAUGAUGUGUUGUACGCACUUGCUACUGAGCCAUUGACAUCAAACUUUCAUGUAUGGAGCCUCUCCAUGGAGAAUUUCACCAAUAAUGAAAAGCUUCGUAAUUUCUAUAAAGUUCUGACCACUAACACUGAUGAUGAAGUGGAGUUUAUAUCUACCAUGGAAGCAUACAAAUAUCCAAUUUAUGGCAUGCAAUGGCAUCCAGAGAAAAACCCUUUUGAGUGGAAGGAUUCUCCAGGCAUUCCACAUUCUCCAUCUGCUGUACGAGCAGCAUAUUAUAUGGCUGAUUUCUUCGUUAAUGAAGCCAGGAAGAGCAUGCACCAUUUCUCCAGUGAAGAAGAGGAAGCAAAAGAAUUGAUCUAUAAUUAUAAUCCAGUUUAUACAGGAACAUUUUCUGCAUUUCAGCAAACCUAUUUUUUUGAUUGAGUGUCUUGUCAAAGGUGCAGUGUUGUUAUUUAUAAAUGGAAUUAUUUGCCAGCACUGUGUAAUUAAGCUGAUAUAGUGACAGAAAGCUAGAACAGUUUUCCUUUACAAUGAUUUAUUCUGUGUAUCUUCUGCACUAUUGAAACAUUAAUAUAUAAAUUUACAUUCAAUAACAUAAUAAUCAUCUUGGAUCACACUUUAAGGCAAGCUACAGAAAAGUGUAUUUUUCUUCCAGGAAAGAGGACUUGACUAUGCUUAUAAACUUUGAAGUAAUCACCUUUGGUAUAAGGAAAAGUUUUCAUAUAUUUUGAAAUAUGAGACUUAUCUUUGUAAAAUGUUUUGGACUAUGAUAGCACUAGACUCUUCGAUACAUUGUGUAGUAAAAUCCUGUCCUUUUCAAAUGAUUUGGCAAAUGAGACUCUUGGAUUUGUCUUAGAUAAGUGUAUGCAGCCAAGUUCUUGACAGGGACUCCUUUGUCAUUUCAAAAACUGACCAAAAUAGUAAGUCAUGAUAGCAAACAGAUUUUUUUUUUUGCCUAAGAAGUGCAUUAUGUCGCAUUUGUGAAACUUUCUCUUGUACAUUAAGCAUUUUUUGGAGUCCUUAUACCUUGUGAGGCCUUUGUAUCACAAAUACGAUAUAAAAUAAGUAAGUUUGGAGGGCGUAGUUCAGUGCUGAUUCCACUCUCAGUUCUUUUCAGUUCAGUUUUAUACAUCCUCCAAGAAUUUGUCUUGUUGUGACUGGAGACUCCAGAUACGAGAUGCAGACACUUUGUAUUUAAAAGAAUGUAAACUUAAUUUUUUUUCUAAGGUGUCCGGCUUUUCCCAUAGCUGGGUAGAAUUUUCACUUGAAGUCAAGAGGUAGUUUGCCACUGUAUUAGUAAACAAGGUAGUUUCUUUCUGUCUUGUUUAAUAGUUCUGUGCAGCUAGAAUUUAAACAGCAGAUGAAUGUAUAUGAGAAACCUGUUAAAGGUGACACAAUGUGAUAAUAGCAGUUGCAUGCAAUACACCAACUGUUUUCGCUCUGCUUUGCUCCAGACCUGGUGAAAGUUUUGUUCAGUGGUUUUGUGUGUUGUCCAAAAAGGAACUAAGAUUAGACAAUCAAAUGUAAUUCUCUUCUCCAGCAUAGCUUCCAACAUUGACAAGGAUUUGGAGUUUAUGAAGAAUUCAGGUUUAUAAACUUCAGCUCUGUUUUGUAUAACUUCAUUCUCUCAGGUACCAUAUCUGAAUAAGUCUGGUAAGUUUCUCAGGUUUUUCAAUUAAAACACUCUCUAACUUGUUCUUUAUCAUGAAACAACUGCAUAACAGAAUGUGAAAUGUAUCAGUUAGAAAAAAACUAUGAGGAAACAUUAACUGUAACUAGCAGAAAAAUACUUCUAGGUAAUUACAAGCUUAAACAUGAGAUAUUUUUACAUUUGUCAUAUCAGCCAACUUAGUAAAUGGUUAUCUUUUCUUGCAAGGGAAAUGUCUGCAAUGGUAGUAAUUAGUUCCUAAAUGUGUAACUAUAAAGAGUAUUAUGUGUAAUAUGAUGAGAGAAGUUUAUAUAUGAUGAAUUUAUAUAAUGUGUCUUUCCUUUAUAUGCUUUCUCUUGUAAAGACUUAUUUGAUGAUAUGCAUGAUUUUUGUGUGAUACAUGGAAUAAACUUUCUUUCAAGCA
Molecule: messenger RNA, 2867 nt
Organism: Agelaius phoeniceus (red-winged blackbird)
Lineage: Eukaryota; Metazoa; Chordata; Aves; Passeriformes; Icteridae
Gene: GGH
Product: gamma-glutamyl hydrolase
Biological process (GO): tetrahydrofolylpolyglutamate metabolic process
Cellular component (GO): vacuole
Molecular function (GO): gamma-glutamyl-peptidase activity
Source: RefSeq, a predicted model, not a curated record